AUAAAAAAAAUGAAAAAUAAAACACACAUGAACUAAUUAAAUUAUGUCAAAAAUGUUAAAAUUGACAAAUAAACAAUACUUGCCACACCAUGCAUUUUUUACGCUGCUUCUUUGUUAUCGCUGGGGUCAGUAGUGCCCAAUCAGCACGAACACACUUUCCAUCAUCUGCUUACCUGCGCCGCCUGCCUCUUUGUUAUCGCUGGCCUUGGCGGCUUCUCAACCUCCCAGCUAGGCUUUCAGCCGCCGUUCUCAGCUGCACGCCCUUCGUCAAUACCAGGAGAUUCCCCUCGGAAGCCAUGUCCAGAUCUCGAGUUUACGCAGACAUCAAUGUCGUUCGCCCCAAGGAAUAUUGGGAUUACGAAUCGCUCACCGUUCAGUGGGGUGACCAGGAUGAUUAUGAAGUUGUACGGAAAGUUGGAAGAGGAAAAUACAGUGAAGUGUUUGAGGGUAUAAAUGUCAACAGCAAUGAGAAGUGCAUCAUUAAGAUUCUAAAGCCCGUUAAGAAGAAAAAGAUUAAGAGAGAGAUCAAAAUAUUGCAGAACCUUUGUGGAGGAACAAAUAUUGUUAAACUCCUUGACAUUGUCAGAGAUCAGCAUUCAAAAACUCCAAGCUUGAUAUUUGAGUAUGUAAAUAGUACAGAUUUCAAGGUUCUAUACCCCACCUUAACAGAUUAUGACAUACGCUACUACAUAUAUGAGCUUCUCAAGGCACUGGAUUAUUGUCAUUCACAAGGAAUAAUGCAUAGAGAUGUCAAGCCUCAUAAUGUUAUGAUUGAUCAUGAGUUGCGAAAGCUUCGAUUGAUAGACUGGGGCCUUGCUGAAUUUUACCACCCAGGGAAGGAAUAUAAUGUUCGUGUGGCUUCAAGAUACUUCAAGGGUCCUGAACUUCUUGUUGACUUGCAAGACUAUGACUAUUCAUUGGAUAUGUGGAGCCUUGGUUGCAUGUUUGCUGGGAUGAUUUUUCGCAAGGAACCUUUCUUUUAUGGGCAUGACAAUCAAGAUCAGCUUGUUAAAAUUGCCAAGGUUCUUGGAACAGAUGAGUUGAAUGCAUAUUUGCACAAGUAUGGACUAGAGCUUGAUCCUCAGCUUGAAGCUAUGGUUGGGAGGCACAGCAGAAAGCCUUGGUCGAGAUUUUUCAAUUCUGAUAAUCAGCAUUUAGUAUCGCCUGAGGCCAUAGAUUUUCUUGACAAGCUGCUUCGGUAUGAUCAUCAGGAUAGGCUUACAGCCAGAGAAGCAAUGGCCCACCCGUAUUUCUUGCAAGUGAGAGCCGCGGAGAACAGCAGGAUGAGAGUGCAGUGAUUGAUGCAACCAGUCUUUGUGAUGGAUGGUCUUGAUGGAAAAAGAAUUGUGUCUGUCUUAUAACAAUUUGCAUUGGCUUGUUUGGUUCUUAAGCUAAAUGUACCAUUGGAGAUGUACAUCUUUUUUUUCCUCAUUUUUGAAAUUUGUGGAACGCUUGAGCCCUGGAAAUUUAAACUACAAGCGAUUUAGUGUAAGAUUUUCAUGAUUUUAACACCACGGUUUAUGUUUUAAUUGCACAAGUUGUUGUUUUCAUGUUUGAGCCCAAACUCCUCAGUCUUGCCCUGCAAGAAUCAAUUGGUGUUUUUGUG
Messenger RNA from Cuscuta campestris, 1606 nucleotides. The record is from the annotation of a GenBank genome assembly. Lineage: Eukaryota; Viridiplantae; Streptophyta; Magnoliopsida; Solanales; Convolvulaceae.